AAGAGAAGAUUCCUGGUGUAUGUUCCUCUGCUCCCUGUAAAUACAGAGAUUAAUGCGCCUUGCCUUCAGCGAAUUCACUGAAUUCGAAGGUCGUCUCCUUUGAUCAAACCUCCGAUUUAGAGGCUUUUCGUUGAUUAAGCUCAAAUUUCUCACAUAUCCAUCUCCAAUCAUUCGAGUACCGGAUUCCUUCCGGGAGGUUAUAGGCGCCUCCAUCAUUGUUUAAUGCGCCUACAAUCUUCCCAUUCCAUUUUCCACAACUUGAUUAUCGUCGUCCUUGAAUCCUCAUAUCGCCGUUGUUAGCCUCGGUUUCUGCUUCUGAGAUGUAGAGAGCCUCAGAUUGAGAUUGAUGCUGAAGAAAAAUAGUUUCUCGUUUCGUUUACCGAUCGACGGGGGAAGAUGAGUGUGGUCAAGUCUCAGGUCUGGCAACCGUGUAAGAAGAAGAGGUCUUAAUCGGAGGAUUUGACAGCGAGGAAAGGAAUUGCGGGGUGAAGGGAGUUGUUAGAAUUGGAGACAGAGAUGGCUUCCAGGUCGAGCAGUCAUACCAAAACGCGGGUGGGGAGAUAUGAGCUGGGGCGAACCCUUGGAGAGGGCAGCUUCGCGAAGGUUAAGUUCGCUCGGAAUUGCGAGACUGGGGAGAACGUCGCCAUUAAAAUCCUCAACAAAGAGGAUAUUCUCAAGCACAAGAUGAUCGGGCAGAUUAAACGUGAAAUAUCAACGAUGAAACUCAUUAGACAUCCAAAUGUCAUUCGAAUGUAUGAGGUGAUGGCUAGCAAAACCAAGAUAUAUAUUGUUUUGGAAUUUGUAACUGGUGGAGAACUAUUCAACAAAAUUGCAUGUAGUGGAAGAUUCAAAGAAGAUGAAGCAAGAAAAUAUUUUCAGCAGCUUAUAAAUGCUGUGGAUUAUUGCCAUAGCAGAGGCGUUUGUCAUCGAGACCUAAAGCCAGAGAAUUUAUUAUUGGAUGCCAGUGGCGUUCUAAAAGUUUCAGAUUUUGGAUUGAGUGCUCUACCUCAACAAGUUCGAGACGAUGGAUUACUUCACACAACAUGUGGAACACCCAAUUAUGUUGCUCCAGAGGUUAUCAACAAUAAAGGCUACUGUGGUGCAAAGGCGGACCUAUGGUCAUGUGGGGUUAUCCUUUUUGUCCUCAUGGCAGGCUAUUUGCCAUUUGAAGAAGCCAGUCUCGUGGCAUUGUAUAAAAAGAUAUUCAAGGCUGACUUCAAAUGUCCUCCAUGGUUCUCCUCUAGUGCCAAGAAAUUAAUCAAGAGAAUCCUCGAUCCGAAUCCGUCAACUAGAAUUACAAUUGCUGAGGUUCUUGAGAAUGAUUGGUUUAAGAAAGGAUACAAGCCACCCACUUUCGAAAACGACGAAAUCGUUCUUGAUGACAUUGACGACAUCUUUAAUGAAUCAGGGGUCACUCAUAACCUUGUAGUAGAGAAGAGAGAAGAAGGGCUCGCAUCCCCUGCAUCACCUGUCACCAUGAAUGCAUUCGAGCUCAUCUCGAAAUCUCAGGGUCUCAACCUUGCCACUCUGUUUGAGAAGCAAAUGGGGCUAUCUAAACGUGAAAAAAGUUUCACAUCCCAUUGUCCAGCAGAUGAAAUCAUUUCCAAGAUAAAAAAGACAGCAGUUCCUAUGGGUUUUGAUGUGAAGAUCAAUAACUUCAAGAUGAAGCUCCAAGGGGAAAAAACUGGACGCAAAGGUCAUUUAUCAGUUGCAACAGAGAUUUUUCAGGUCGCUCCAUCGUUACAUAUGGUAGAGCUCCGCAAAGCUGGAGGGGAUACUUUAGAAUUUCACAAGUUCUAUAAUAACCUCUCAACUGGACUGAAAGAUGUUGUAUGGCAAACCGGAGACGAGACGGAGCAGGAAAGUAAUGGUGUAGCAAAGGCUUGAAAGAUCUAUUUGAUUACCUCUCUGUCUGGAGUGGUUGUGCAAAUAUUGUCACCCUCCACCCCCAACAAAACAAGGAAUGGUUUUUUUUUUUUUUUUUUUUU
Molecule: messenger RNA, 1988 nt
Organism: Cucurbita maxima (winter squash)
Lineage: Eukaryota; Viridiplantae; Streptophyta; Magnoliopsida; Cucurbitales; Cucurbitaceae
Product: CBL-interacting serine/threonine-protein kinase 23-like
Exons: 15
Coding region: 517-1887 (456 amino acids)
Biological process (GO): protein phosphorylation; signal transduction
Molecular function (GO): protein kinase activity; ATP binding
Source: RefSeq, a predicted model, not a curated record